AUGUUGCAAGUCUGUUUAAUAUUGGCGGUCAGCGCUUUAUGCGCAUCACAACCGGUGGAACCAAACCUACCGAUUCUGAAGGAGGUUCCAGCUGAAGUGAACUUCAGGGUUCCGGAUAGAGGAGAUCUGGUUUUAAACUGUGCUACUAUCCAGAGCGAUGACCAUGUCAAAUAUUCCUGGUUAAAAGAUGGGAAACCGUUCAGUCCUCGACCUGACAUCAAGCAACAAGAGAAGGAAGGCACACUCAUCUUCAAAAACCCCGUAGAUUCUGACGAAGGACAAUAUCAAUGCUUAGCUCAAUCCGAUUUUGGGGUUGCCACUUCCCGAGCUAUAAAUGUUAAGAAAUACUUCAUUGAAAAACCGAAAGUGGAACUCAAAAAACACAAGCCUAUUGACGGGAAAACCUACCAACUUGAAUGUAACAUCCCCAAAUCUUAUCCCAAGCCAGAAAUAACAUGGGCGAUUAAAUCGGGAGGAGAAUUUAAUCCAGUUAAGGGCGCCAAAUUUACCAUUUCUCCUGAAGGAACUUUGUAUUUUGCAAGUGUUAACAAAGAAGAUGUUGGUGUAGAUAAAACAUAUGUAUGUCUUGGAGAAACUCCGGCUUCUGAUGAUGCUGUGCCGUUGGCAGAACAUGUUCUAGAAGAUAUAGUACCAGACAAUGGCCCGAAAGAUCAUGAAGUUGUUAAACAAUAUGUCUCCAAUGAAGUGACCGCUAAAGUGGGAGAGUCCAUCUACUUGUACUGCAUUUACGGUGGCGAUCCCCUGGCUCAUCCGGACUGGUUCAAAGAUGGUAAGGAUGUCAACAAUGAUUCAAAAGACCGUGUAACCAGAUAUAACAGAAGUGUUGGUAAACGUCUGAUCAUCAAAGACGUGUGGGCUUCAGACGAGGGAGAAUACACUUGCACUGUGAAUAAUGAAAUUGGGAAGUUACAGAAAAGCACUAUGCGUCUCAAGGUUGUCAGCGAACCCAAAUUAUUCAUAAAUGUUGUACCCAAAAUGGUAGUAAAAGCUGGUGAAGACGUGACCAUCCCAUGCCAAGUGACUGGUACUCCAUUGCCCAAAAUAACUUGGACUCGCAAUACUGAGGCUUUGCCUUCAAAGGCGGUUCUAAAGGAGUCUUCAAACGGGAAUAUCAGUAUAUCUGACAUGUCUAUACAUGGUGUUCAGAAAGACGAUGGUGGUUAUUAUGGCUGCAGAGCUCGUAAUGAAUAUGGAGAAGUUUAUGUCGAAACUUUGCUUUAUGUUCUG
Molecule: messenger RNA, 1248 nt
Organism: Brenthis ino (lesser marbled fritillary)
Lineage: Eukaryota; Metazoa; Arthropoda; Insecta; Lepidoptera; Nymphalidae
Source: the annotation of a GenBank genome assembly